This is a messenger RNA of Halichondria panicea, 4601 nucleotides long. RefSeq lists its product as uncharacterized. The coding region runs from base 103 to 4302 and encodes 1399 amino acids. Gene Ontology annotation, biological process: signal transduction. NCBI's taxonomy places the organism in Eukaryota, Metazoa, Porifera, Demospongiae, Suberitida, Halichondriidae. The record is from RefSeq and is a predicted model, not a curated record. The transcript is spliced from 9 exons.
UAUACAUGUAAUAGUUUUUGGUGUUCAUUUUUACAAAGUAGCUAAGCUCGCAAGGUCACCGCACACAGUUUACUGUCUAGAUCUCAUUUCCAGGAACUUACAAUGGACGAACACGAAGGUGUUUUACGACUGAACGUUGAAUACAGAGUCUUUCAACAAAUGUACAGCACUUUGCACACUGGUAUUCAAGCUGGUCUGUCGGAUGUUGUCAAUGAAGUAUUCGCUAAAGGACUCAUCUCUCCACACACUAAGAGUGUAGCUGAUAACGUAGGCAUUGGGGAACCUUCUCGAGCAUCUAUACUGCUGAACUCGAUGCUGCAAAGGACCAAAACAUGUCCUAAGACAUUUAUCUUUUUUGCAGAAGCACUGGACUCCAUAACCUCAUUUCAGUAUCUUUCGAUGGACAUGAGGAGUAACUUUACAGCACUUGAAGAACAAGAUGCCGAAAGAGAGAGGGAAUUUCAAAAAAAGGCUAAAUUACAAGAGAUGAAGAGGCAGGAAUUACAACUCCAGAUUGUGCAGAAGCCCAAGCGCUUAUCUGUAGAGCCAGUGCAUGUGGCAGAACCAGACUCCCACACCUCUCCCGGUCUCAGUGUCAGCAAUAUGCAUAGGAUUGACAGGCCACGCCCCCCAUCUCCCAUGGUUUAUGUAGGGUUGGUGAACAAAGCCGCGACACAACUGUCGGAGGACACACCUCUAACACAAGAUGAGAUUGAUGCUCUACAGAAGCUUAUCGAGGGGACAGGAGUGAACAUUGAUGACAUCAUUGCUACUGGUCAAGGCAUCACUCUUGAAGAAGCUCAACAAAUGCUUGCUGAGAAAGGAUAUGCUGAGGACGCAGGGAAUCUCAAGACAAGGCUACAAGAAAUUGCUAAAGAGCAGCAGCGAUAUCUCGAGAUACUCAAGGAUUUAAUGACAGCUGCUGGCACCAUCGACCUUCGCUACUUGAAACUGUUUCUUGUUGGCCCACCUUAUGUGGGCAAGACGACCACUCUAAGCCGUCUCCUAAAAACAUUUGAGAAUAUUCAUUCAGCAGGAGACAAAUCAAACAUUCAAAGUACGCUACUCGCUAACUGUAUUCAAGCGUUUGCUUUUGUUGGUGACGACACAGCUGAGUGGCUAUCUUCCAAUAACGUCGACAAUGAAGCCCAACUUUUGUUCAACUAUUUGUGUGGACCGCUGGACACACCCCUCAGUGAACAACUAAGUGAAGAACACACUACUCCACCCAAACCUUCCAGAGAACAGUCACAUGUUCAACAAGAUGAAUCCCACAAGCUCAUUUCUGUAGAGAACGUUGUUUCACAAGUUGAUAAACUCGAUACUUCAGAUGGAGAAACAAAGACUUGCAAAAAUCAAAGAAUUAAUGAUGGUAUCAGUCGAUUCCAAAAAUUGAUCAAAAGUGGAGACUAUUCUACCCUUUUCAAGGCUUUGGGCACAUUUUUAAAUAUUAAUGAUAUCGGAGGUCAGCCAGGCUUUUUAGAAAUGCUCCCAGCUCUGAGCACUGGUCCUGCCAUGUAUCUCGUCUUCUUAGACUUGAGCAAAGAGCUAAACGAGCCGUACAAAAUCCAUUUUAGUCGCAAAGGCAAAAAAAUCACUCCCUAUGACGCUAUACAUACAGUCAAAGAAACAGUGUCUCAAAUCCUUUCUUCCAUCAGUAGCAUACAUAGUAACCCUCAGGUGACCUGUUCAUUCAAGACCGAUAAAGUUGAUGGAUUUAGCGAGAAGCUUAAAUUAUUCCAACAAGUUAGUCCCUUGGCUGCGCUGAUAGGCACUCACAAAGAUAAGCUGGAGCAUCCAGAGAAGGAAAUCAAAAAAAAAAGCAAAGAUUUAAAUGACAUUGUAAAAGAACAGUUUGAUAAAAUAAUGAUUAGUCCUGACGCUACUGAUUCAAAUCUAUUUACCGUAGACAACUACCAUGGAACUGAGCAGUCGGACAUAGGCCCACUUCGUAAAGUGUUAAGUGAAAUCUUUCAAACACGCUUCAAGAAUGCUUCGUUGCCGAUUAGACCAAAAUGGCUUUUAUUUGGACUCAUUCUCCGAAGGGAAUACAAGAUUGCCAGUAUUGAAGAUUGUUUAGAGUUAGGGAAGAAACUUGAAAUGGAUGAAAAUGAAACGACAUUUUGUCUGCGGUAUCUUCAUGACUGCGUUGGCACUAUCAUGCAUUACACAAGCGUUUUGAAUGAUAAGAAAAACUGGCUGAAGAAUCAUGUAAUCUGCUCCCUUCAAGUUCUUUUCGAUAGCAUCAGUGAGCUGAUUCUACCUUCUUUGUGUGUGCUUCGUUUUGGAGGUGCUUUCACUGAGGAUGAAAAAAAACUGUUUAGAAAGGGGCAAUAUUCAGCUAAAACUAUCGAAAUGUAUUGCAAAAAGUCAGGAAAUAAUGAACUUAUCCCAACCAAGAAUCUUAUAUCACUUCUUCAACAUCUUAACCUUCUCUCUGAAAUCAUUCACAAAGAUGUUAAUGACCCAAGCAAGUGUCGAAUCACCUAUUUUAUGUCGGCUAUCUUAGAGUGUGCUUCACAAGACGAGCUGACCAACCCACCUCCACCAGACGCCAACAACCCAGAGCCACUGCUCAUCACAUUCAGCUGUGGUUACGUUCCAACAGGAGUUUUUUGUGUUCUGAUCACUCGACUAGUUUCCCAAGGCCCUCAUGGAAUCCUUGGAUUUACUUGGGAGUUUGUGGAAGAUGGUGUCAAGCGAAAUUGUGUAUCUUUUCUCGUCGCCAAAACAAACAAGGUGACUCUACUAGCACACGAUCAAUGCUACGAAAUUCGAGUUGUCUGCAAUCCUGGUGGUCGCAUGUCUCUUCAUGACCUUUGCACUUAUGUUCUCUCAGUGAUGCUCUACACUCUCAAAAGCCUUUACCCACACUUGGUUCCUCAAAUUGCGUUCCAAUGUCCCUGCCCUGAUCACAAGUCCAGCCGAGAUAAUUUGUGCGCUCUUACCGAAGAUUUCUGGGUACAGUUUCUUUGUGGUAGUAAUCCAGUGACACCAACGAAAGACCAACAAGUUUGGUUGGGUAAGACUGUCUCCAUUGGUCAGAGUGCUAGCUUGGAAGUUUUCCGGUUCAUAAAGGGACAGUCUCUGAAGACAUUCUCUUUCAAUUGGAGCAAAGUGGGAGAUGACGACACACAGCUUUCAACUCAUCACCGUAAGCUCACCUUCCAGAGUGUGAGUGAGGAGGACCUGGACUACUACCAGUGUGAGGUGAAGGAGGCUGGGAAAGUGGUCCUCACUGUCUAUAGAGCUCUCUACAAAGAUACACUCAUGAGUGAAUCAUUGCUAGGAGAAUGCUCAGGAGCAGCUGAUCAGAAGAGAAGACUGUCAGCUGGGGAGACGUCCAGUGCAAAACGCCCACAGUCAAUAUCUCCUCAAGGAGAAUACUCAGGAGCAGCUGGUCAGAAGACAGCUGGGGAGACAUCCAGUGCAAAACGCACACGGUCAAUAUCUUCUCAAGGAGAAUGCUCAGGAGUAGCUGGUCAGAAGAUAAUGCUACCAGUGCAAACUCUCAAGCAGAUGACUACUGGUACCCCUGAAUACAAAGCCAUCUGUAGCUGCAGAGUGGAGCUGACAGAGAAGCUCUCUGCAUGCAUCCAAGAUGUAGCUAAAUACUUACGUCAGAGUGGAGAACUGACUAACAGCCAAUGCCAGACAAUCAUCCAUCAUGAAGACGGUGCUGAGAAACUCAUGGAUAUGAUCAUUGUCGACGUCAAAGAGCCAAAAACCACAUUGGAUGCUUUUACCGACUUAGUGACAGCAAUAAAAAACAGUGGGAACAAACACUUCCUUACAUUUGUCAAGGAUGUGAUUGAAGAGAAACGAAAAGAGUUCUAUAGGGAAUUGCUCACAGUUCCACCAAAUUUCCCGGCAUCUCAGGAAUACGACGUCUUCAUCAGCUACAGCCGUGAGGUUGGAACUAUGCGCACAGUGGACACUCUUUUGCGUCCUCCACUGGAACAAGAAGGCCUCACCGUGUUUGUAGACAGAGAUGGCGUUCGUCCUGGGGACAGAUGGCGAUCUGAGAUUGCCUCCGCUAUCAAAACUUGCAAAGCCUUUAUCUGUGUACUCACUAAACGCUACAUGAGGUCUGUCUACUGCAAUGGAGAGUUGUACGAAGCAGAAGCUCUUCGCAAGCGUAUGUUCCCAGUGGUGUGCGAGAAGGGAUGGGAAGAUGUACCUGGAGGUGCUCCUGUGACGGAGAUAGUGAAGGAGGUUGAGUAUGUCUCUCUAGUGGCAGAAGACAGCGAGACACAACUGACAAAACUGGUGGAAAGUAUCAAAACGUCAGUCAGUGCGUAGUACCUGAACUAACUGCACCGUUACACUGUUUAUAGGUAUAGAUCUAUUUAAUAGCAAACUGCUGUAUUAGUAAAACCAGUAGGUUUUACAUAGGAUUGGCAGUGGGUUUGCCCGUGUUUCAAUUAUUUUGACUCAUGUUCAAACUGUUCUAUCUCUGCAGGGAAAGGCCACAUCAAGGAACUGGCUGGACAGAUAGUUUAUUUAGCCUUUUCUCUCUUUGUAUCUCUCAUUUCAUAAUCCAUGAACAUUUUAAUGAAUGAAUAUUGUCAUUUUAAAAAUUGCACUAUUUCGAAGUUUCA